Zootoca vivipara (common lizard) is the source of this 5742-nucleotide messenger RNA. RefSeq names its product ETS transcription factor ERG (gene ERG). Gene Ontology annotation, cellular component: nucleus. Lineage: Eukaryota; Metazoa; Chordata; Lepidosauria; Squamata; Lacertidae. Gene Ontology annotation, molecular function: sequence-specific DNA binding; DNA-binding transcription factor activity, RNA polymerase II-specific. The record is from RefSeq and is a predicted model, not a curated record. Gene Ontology annotation, biological process: cell differentiation; regulation of transcription by RNA polymerase II.
UUCCCCAACUCCUCCGUCAGCCUUUCUUUCCCGCCAGUCCCGGUGCCGGACGCUGUUGCUGCGGGCGCGCUCCCUCCGCUUCGGGGCGGGAGUUGCCUUGGGGUCUUACCUUCUGGUACAUACGCUGGCUGUUAAAGGACAUGAUUCAAACUGUCCCAGAUCCAGUAGCUCAUAUCAAGGAAGCAUUAUCAGUUGUGAGUGAAGACCAGUCUUUAUUUGAGUGUGCCUACGGAACUCCCCACCUUUCUAAGGCAGAGAUGACAGCCUCCUCUUCUAGUGAAUAUGGGCAGACAUCAAAGAUGAGUCCCCGUGUUCCCCAGCAGGAUUGGUUAUCACAACCUCCAGCCAGAGUCACCAUCAAGAUGGAAUGCAAUCCAAAUCAAGUUAAUGGCUCAAGGAAUUCCCCUGACAACUGCAGUGUUGCAAAAGGAGGAAAGAUUGCCAGCAACACAGAAAACGUUGGCAUGAACUAUGGAAGCUAUAUGGAAGAAAAGCACAUUCCACCACCAAACAUGACCACCAAUGAACGGAGAGUUAUUGUUCCAGCAGAUCCCACAUUAUGGAGCACAGAUCAUGUACGCCAGUGGUUGGAAUGGGCAGUCAAAGAAUAUGGCCUGCCUGAUGUGGACAUUGUGCUGUUUCAGAAUAUUGAUGGGAAGGAAUUGUGUAAGAUGACCAAAGAUGACUUCCAGAGGCUAACACCAAGCUAUAAUGCAGACAUUCUUCUCUCACACUUACACUACCUCAGAGAGACUCCUCUUCCACAUUUGACUUCAGAUGAUGUUGAUAAGGCCUUACAAAACUCUCCACGGUUAAUGCAUGCUAGAAAUACAGGAGGUGCAGCUUUUAUCUUCCCGAACACUUCAGUUUAUCCUGAAACAGCACAAAGAAUUACCACCAGGCCAGAUAUACCUUAUGAACAGGCCAGGAGGUCAGCCUGGACAAGCCACAGUCAUCCUACUCCCCAGUCAAAAGCAGCCCAAGCAUCAUCCUCAACAGUGCCCAAAACAGAAGACCAGCGCCCUCAGUUAGAUCCCUACCAAAUUCUUGGCCCAACCAGCAGCCGUCUUGCAAAUCCAGGAAGUGGGCAGAUACAGCUAUGGCAGUUCUUGCUGGAGCUUCUGUCAGACAGCUCCAAUUCCAAUUGUAUCACCUGGGAGGGCACAAAUGGAGAGUUCAAGAUGACUGACCCUGAUGAAGUAGCCCGACGUUGGGGGGAGAGGAAGAGCAAACCCAACAUGAACUAUGACAAGCUCAGCCGUGCUCUCCGUUACUACUACGACAAAAAUAUAAUGACUAAAGUCCACGGUAAGCGUUAUGCCUACAAGUUUGACUUCCAUGGGAUUGCUCAAGCUCUCCAGCCACAUCCUCCAGAAUCAUCCAUGUACAAAUAUCCAUCAGACCUGCCCUACAUGAGCUCCUACCAUGCACAUCCCCAGAAAAUGAACUUUGUUGCUCCCCAUGCUCCAGCUUUGCCUGUCACUUCCUCCAACUUUUUUGCCGGACCCACUCCCUACUGGAAUUCACCAGCUGGAAGUAUAUAUCCUAACACUAGGCUCCCGGCCACCCACAUGCCUUCUCACCUUGGCACUUACUACUAAAGGAAGAAACAAAACAAUAAGAGGACAUUUCUCCAAGGAAUACAAUUCAUUGUAAUGAAUUUUAUUGGAGGAUAUGAGCAAAAAGUGCCUAAAAGACAUGACAAGGUUGACUGGGACCGAAAAAAUGCCAUAUACAAAUGCUUUUUUAAAUAAAAAUUUAAAAAAAAACGGAUUACAGGAGAGUGUUAAAGAAGUUUAAAGAUGCUAUUAUGUAAAAUGUAUGUUGACAUUGAACUUACACAUCAAACAAGGAAAUACUGUUCUAGGUAGAAAAGUAUGUAAUGACAAACUAUAAAAUGGGUUUCAGGAAAAGUUUAUAAGCUUUUGUUUCACAAUUGAUAUGCUAAUGCAUAUCGGGACUCUACUACAGCAAUAUAAGGCUAAUUCUGUUACAGACUAGGAUACAGUAUAUGCAUUAAAAAACUACCCGCAUUUUUUUUUAAAAAAACCAAACAAACCUACAGAACAGUGUCAUAAAUAUUUGUUUUUCAGUGCAGCGGUUUCAGCUGGGGUGAACUUAAAUACAUUCCAUUAUUAAGAGGGAGGGAUCAGCUAUUUCAAAACUGUGAAGACAAUGCAAGCUUUACGAUUCCUUGACAGUGUUAAAGAGCUCUGAGCCAAAUAUUGGGACUGAGAAUGUGCUGAAGGGCAAGUGUGUGAUUGUAGACAAAAGGGCACAUCACACCAGGAAGUCCUCUAGUGCAAGUUCUACUAAAAUGAACUGGACCUGCACAAGAGCCCCUGGGUUGGAUACAUGAAGUGGAAAGGGGUAAAAGAAGGAAUUAGUCAUAAGAGUGAAGGAGAAGACAUAUCCUGUAGAUAUAAGGGGAACUGAAAACUGGACAGUGUUUGAACUAUGAAGAAUUACUUGUUUGGACUUGAGAAAUAUUCUGUUGACUAUUAUGCCAUUUCCAGUAUUAUCAAAGAAAAGACUUGAUUUUUUAUUAAGUCUAAGAAGGGGAAAGUUGUAGUAUCAGAGUAUGCAUCUCUUUAUAAAAUGUAAAACUGGAAUUGUCUGAUAUUUAAAAGUGACGCUUAGGACCUCAUUCUUCUAAGGGGAAUUUGUUUUCUACUGGUUGAAGGUAAGAGACAAUCCCCAGUUGCCAAAGUCUGAAAUCAUAUAGAUAUUUUUGUUAGGCAGCGCCAGUUUUUCUUUUCCGAGUCGCGAACGCUGUGCGUUUGUCAGAAUGAAAUAUACAAGUCAACGUUAUUUUUUCCUUUUUAUAUAAUAAUUAUAUAACUUAUGCAUUUAUACACUACGAGUUGAUCUCGGCCAACCAAAGACACAGAAAGGGACAAUCAGAAAUAUUGUGGCCUUGAAUUUUAACUCUGUAUGCUUCAUGUUUACAUUAUGAACUUAACUAGUACUUAGAAAGCAGAAUGUAUGUAAUAAAAUAAGCUUGGCCUAGCAUGGCAAUUCAGAUUGACACUGUAGUCUGCAUUUUUGUGACUUUGGUGCCAGCUAUGUUUUGUUCAAAAUGCAAUUUACUUUUUUAUUAUCUUCAAAAGUGUUAUAAAUGUGGGCAGUCUUGGAAAAGCUUACAUAGUAAAGCAGGCAUAGGCAAACUCAGCCCUCCAGAUGUUUUGGGACUACAACUCCCAUCAUCCCUGACCACUGGUCCUGUUAGCUAGGGAUGGUGGGAGUUGUAGUCCCAAAACAUCUGGAGAGCUGAGUUUACCCAUGCCUGUGCUAAAGGACAAGGAAAAGGGGGCACAUUACCAUAUUGGCCUGAAGAUAAGCCUCAGUUUUUUCCAAAUUCUGACUGUGAAAAGUUAAAGUGCAUCCUAAAUCUGUGACCUUACAAAAAUGGUUUUUAUAGUAUCGCUGCUCAAACAGACAUAUGGUAAAACGUAAUGGGUGUGAGUGCCUGUAGAAUUUUAAGGGAGCAGCUUAUAUUUGGGUAUUGUCUCUCUCUCCCCCCUUGAAUUUUAAAGGUGUGGCUUAUAUUUGGGUGCAGCUUAUAUUCGGGCCAAUACGGUAAUUGUUGAUUCAUUUUCCAUGCAGUCCAGCUGUAGCAGUAUUGAAUGCAAUUCAGCAGGUCAGAGGUUUGGAUUGACAGAUGUUCUAAAAAGGAAUAAUGUUAUUUGUCAUCUGCUUUUAUUAUUGAGUUUAGACCUAGAAACACUACUAGUGCUAGAAAAUUUCUUCAUGUCCAAAUCAAAAAGAGUGCUAUGAGCUUGUGCUCAUCAGCAGUCCUUAGCCAGAGAAUCAGUGUCUGAUGUUCCACUGUAGCAUAUCACCUAGGGCAACUUAUUGAGUUGAUUGAUUAAGUUGAAUUGCAACUUAUUAACAAACUUAAAACCAUGAAGAGACCUGGUCUGAAUAGAGACAUUGGGUUCUUUUCUCAUUAUACAUGAUAAAGCUAUUUUUAGCCAUCUCACCCCUUGCUUUCCCCUGUAAGACCAAUUGCAGUCGUUAACAGUCGUCAACAGGUUUACCACUCCUAUCAGCCAAUCACCCAUUCCCACCACCCUUCUGAGUAAUACCCCUCCCCACCCUCUGACUAUACAUAAGGGUCUGGUGACUUCUGUAUCAGUAUAUCUGAAGAAGUGUGCAUGCACAUGAAAGCUCAUACCAAUGACAAACUUAGUUGGCCCCUAAGGUGCUACUGGAAGGAAUUUUCUAGUUUUGUUUCGACUACAGCAGACCAACACGGCAGACCAACACCUACCUGUAACUAGAACCUAGGGCAGCAAAUCAAGAGAAAGGGAGAAACCAGGACCAUUUCAGCAAGGAACUGUUCUAGACUAAAUAUAGAAACAGACUCAGCACUAAUUAUUCUUUCUUUAAUGAAUAUGGAUACAUUAUCUGAAGCCACUGAGCAUUCAAAUCCUAAGGGUGGAAUUAGAUGGUACAGAGAAUGCAUGGCUGCCCUCACAACAAGCAGACCCACAACAAAGCAUGGGGGAAAGUGUUCUGUGGUGUCAUUGCUCUCUCGAGUUUCCCCACUCCAUUUCAUUAACUGCUGAUUGCAACCAUUGGGAAACUUUGAAUGUGAUGAUAUCAUGUUGUCUAUUUUGUUUUACUGGACAUUAUCAGGGAAAAGGGAACAAAGGAGUCAGGCUCCUUCUGAAAACAACCAGCCAUGCAUUCAUAUGUCAAUUUCCAUACUAGAGAACCAAAAUACUUUUGAAUCAGAACACUACACACACACACACACACACACACACACACACACACACACACCGCACACACACCGCACACCUGCUUCUUAACCUCCUUGUUCCUAAACCAUCUUUCUUGCCUCUCACCAAUAGUAUACAACCUCCUCUGUUCCAAAUCCUCAUUUUUUUAAUAUAAAAAAUUAUUUGCCUAAACCAGCUAAUAGGAAGGAACCAGCCAGUAGAAGGAAGGUUUUAAAGGGACCAAAUAUAUUAUUAACUGUCAUUUCUUUUACUGAGUUUAAAACUUGAAAAUUUGCGAUAUUGAACCAAUCUUUCAACCAUCUCUUGAAAUAUUAGAAUGUGCAAUGUGCACUGUAUCAUCAUGCUUAACUAAUGAAGAAAUUCAGUUAUUCAUGUUUAAAAUUCAACAAGCAACAGGCUUUAAUCAGGAUGUUUAAAUUAAAUUUAGACCAGAAUUCUCUCUACAUGUGGGACUUGCAUCUGAUAUUUGUGAGUGCUAUUAGAAUUUGGAAAGCCAGGUGAUAGCUCCUUCUCUUGCUUUCCCACUGAAAUGACACAGUCCUACCUGAACUUCAGCUUUGUGUAAACCUAAUUCAACAGCAUUGGUUCAUGUUUCACCUUCUGCAUUAAGAGCUAAUUUUGUACUUAUUCUGGCCCUAUAGUUCCUCAGUUUCAAAGCCUAUUAGCUUUGUAUUGUAUCUUAUUAAAAUGAAUGGAUGGAGAAUUUGCCUGGACAUUCAUGGCCGAGAGGGCAAUCCUAUACCUGCUUAUUCAGAAUUAAGCCCCAUUGAGUUACUUGCUCCCAGGUAAGUAUGUAGGCUGGCAGCUUAAUUGCUUCUGUUACCUUUAAAUUGCAUCUUAAUAUGACAGCAUUAUGUUACUAAGAAUUGUGCUGAAACUUUUCACUGUACCAAAAUGCUUUUUCUAAAGAAAAUAAAUAAAUUGCUUUCUGUUUGUUUUGUUUUUAAAAAAAACCCUGACAUUUUAAAUAGCUAAUCUUAUGAAACUUGAAAUC